AUGAGUGAAACGCUGUCAAUAAAGGAAGAUGAAGUAGAGGUUCCUUAUCCAACUUCUCCUGCUCCAUUCGGAAAAGCCGUUGUUGAAGAUAUUGGAAAUUAUUUAAAUCAUAAGUAGGAUCAGUUUAAUCUUGAAACUUUGGAACCAGUUUGGUUUUUUGGUUAGCAAGAAUCAGAUUUUAACUUUUUUGGGUUUGAUUUAUGA
Paramecium tetraurelia is the source of this 204-nucleotide messenger RNA. RefSeq lists its product as uncharacterized. Lineage: Eukaryota; Ciliophora; Oligohymenophorea; Peniculida; Parameciidae. The transcript has a single exon. The record is from RefSeq and is a predicted model, not a curated record.